CCUGUCAUUCGCCUGGAGUCCUUUUAACUUUUUUCCAUCUUUCCUUCCGUCUCUUUUAAAAUUCCCCGCCACCUCUCUCCAUUUUUGUUAUGCAAGCUUCGCCGAGUCUGCUCUUCUACUCACUCACGCUCCUCUUUACGACACAUUAGACAGGUUUGAACUUCGAAAGGUGGAAAUUUGUAACAUGGGGGACCUGUCCAGGGAGGAGAUUAGCAAUACGCUACGAAUACUGGUUGCUACGGAUUGCCAUCUGGGCUAUAUGGAGAAAGAUGAAAUUCGGCGGCACGAUUCGUUCCAGGCAUUUGAAGAGAUUUGCUCGAUAGCAUCCCAAAAGAAGGUGGAUUUUUUACUUCUAGGUGGUGAUCUUUUCCAUGAGAAUAAGCCCUCGAGGUCAACACUAGUUAAAGCCAUUGAGAUUCUCCGUCGUCAUUGCCUCAAUGAUCAGCCAAUACAGUUCCAAGUUGUUAGCGACCAGACUGUGAAUUUUCCAGACACAUUUGGUCGUGUAAAUUAUGAAGAUCCAAACUUCAAUGUUGGCUUGCCAGUGUUCAGUAUUCAUGGAAAUCAUGAUGAUCCAGCUGGAGUGGAUAACCUCUCCGCAGUUGAUAUUCUAUCAGUGUGCAAUCUUGUGAACUAUUUUGGAAAAAUGGUCCUUGGGGGUUCUGGUGUUGGUCAGAUCACCGUCUACCCUAUUCUUAUUAGGAAGGGUUCAACAGCUGUGGCUCUGUAUGGUCUUGGAAACAUCAGAGAUGAAAGGCUUAAUAGAAUGUUUCAGACACCUCAUGCUGUGCAAUUCAUGAGACCGGAAGCUCAAGAGGGUGUUCAAGUAUCAGAGUGGUUUAACAUUCUCGUGCUUCAUCAGAACAGAAUAAAGGCAAACCCAAAAAAUGCAAUCAAUGAGCACUUUUUGCCACGCUUCCUAGACUUCAUUGUGUGGGGUCAUGAACAUGAAUGUCUUGUUGACCCUCAGGAAGUUCCAGGAAUGGGAUUUCACAUUACACAACCUGGUUCUUCAGUUGCUACAUCACUUAUUGAUGGAGAAUCAAAGCCAAAGCACGUGCUUCUGUUAGAAAUAAAGGGGAAUCAAUAUCGUCCAACCAAGAUACCUUUGACAUCAGUUAGGCCUUUUGAGUAUACAGAGGUUGUAUUAAAGGAUGAACCUGAUAUUAAUCCUAAUGAUCAAAAUUCAAUUCUUGUACACUUGGACAAAGUGGUGGGAAAUCUGAUAGAAAAGUCCAGAAAAAAAUAUGUGGAUAAGUCAGAGCUCAAACUUCCACUAAUCCGUAUAAAGGUAGACUAUUCUGGAUUUAUGACGAUCAAUGCGCAAAGAUUUGGUCAAAAGUAUGUGGGAAAGGUUGCAAACCCUCAAGACAUUCUUAUAUUUUCUAAGGCUUCAAAAAAGGGUCAAACUGCAGGGAAAAUCAAUGAUUCUGAACGACUUCGCCCGGAAGAGCUUAAUCAACAAAACAUAGAGGCUCUAGUUGCUGAAAAUAAUUUGAAAAUGGAAAUCCUGCCUGUCAAUGAUCUGGAUGUUGCAUUACACAAUUUUGUGAAUAAGGACGACAAAAUGGCUUUCUUCUCUUGUAUUCAAUACAAUCUUCAGGAAACACGAAAUAGAAUUGCUAAGGACGACACCCUGAAAUUUGAAGAGGAAGAUUUGAUUCUUAAAGUUGGAGAAUGCUUGGAGGAACGCGUCAAGGAAAGGUCUACUCGCUCAAAGGAUAGUGAACAGCUCUCUUCAGCUUUUCAAUACUCAGAGGAUUUCAGAAGUAAUAGUAGUGCAGGAGUCAGAAGUGCAGUUUCCUUUAGCGAUGAUGAAGACGCAACACAGAUGCCUGGCUUGAAAUCGACUGCUAGAGGCCGGAAGGGGUCUUCUGGGCCAUCUGCUGCUGCUUCAGAAAUUGGAAAAGGAAAAACCACCGCAAGAGGAAGGGGUAGGGGCAGAGGUAGCGGCAGGGGUAGUGCUGCCGGUACCUUGAAGCAGACAACUCUUGAUGCAGCUCUCGGAUUUCGCCCUUCUCAGAGAUCUGCAUCAAUUGCUGCAACUGCUGCAGUUCAAAGUAUUGCUGAUGACAAGGCAGAUGUGGAUUCUGCUUCGAGUGAAGAUGCAGGGAAAUUUGAAGUUGAUGAGAUUGAUGACAGUUCGGAAAAUGAUGAAAGUGUCAAAGGCAAAGGACGCAAAAGGGCUGCUCCAAGGGGAAGAAGUAGAGGUUCUACACAAUCCUCUAAGCGGGGAAGGGCAUCAGACAACCCUGCAGUGCACCAAAUGCUUAUGAGCAGGGAUGACGACGACGACGACGACGACGAUGAUGCGGCAAAGAAACGAAACAAGCCCCAACCUCGGGUAACAAGAAAUUAUGGUGCUCUAAGGAGGUAAGAGAUGUUGAGAUGAACCACUAUCUCCACAUCGUAGACUGCGAGGAAGUUUUACAAGUGGUUGCAAGGAACACAAGAAGGCCGUGUAUGCUAAAAUUAUUGUAGAUGGUUGGAUAAUUUGUUAAACUUUUGGUUCUCUAAUUCUGUGUAAAUUUGGGUUGUAUUUUUAUUUUAUUUUUCCGUGAUGCACGAAAUGAUUAUUUGUACUUAACUUGGAAUUUUUUUAUUUUUUAUUUUUUAUUUUUUAUGCUGGGCCUCUGAUUUCACUUCAUCGGAUUGGUGCAAAUUAGAAUACACAACCGCUAUGGAUCUCAAGGUCGCUUUCUGAUGAAAGUAGAAUU
Messenger RNA from Morus notabilis, 2717 nucleotides. Its product is annotated as double-strand break repair protein MRE11. Gene Ontology annotation, molecular function: 3'-5'-DNA exonuclease activity; manganese ion binding; DNA endonuclease activity. The coding region runs from base 185 to 2377 and encodes 730 amino acids. Gene Ontology annotation, cellular component: nucleus; Mre11 complex. The transcript has 23 exons. The record is from RefSeq and is a predicted model, not a curated record. NCBI's taxonomy places the organism in Eukaryota, Viridiplantae, Streptophyta, Magnoliopsida, Rosales, Moraceae. Gene Ontology annotation, biological process: mitotic G2 DNA damage checkpoint signaling; telomere maintenance; double-strand break repair via homologous recombination.